This is a messenger RNA of Neolamprologus brichardi, 2461 nucleotides long. RefSeq lists its product as uncharacterized. Lineage: Eukaryota; Metazoa; Chordata; Actinopteri; Cichliformes; Cichlidae. Gene Ontology annotation, molecular function: transcription coregulator activity. The record is from RefSeq and is a predicted model, not a curated record. Gene Ontology annotation, cellular component: nucleus. Gene Ontology annotation, biological process: regulation of transcription by RNA polymerase II.
GACGUUGUCAUACUGGCUCGUCUGCCGCUGUUGCUCUUAAAGGAGACGUACCUCAUUCGAGGGUACUCCCGGUCAAACAAAUAUGAGGUAUGCUAUAGCUUUAAGAACCAAAUAAUACUGGGUAUUUCUAAAAUAAUAUGCGUCAUUAAACUUAUAUAUUUUAAAUAAUCUAUUUUGCUAUUUAUGCAGUGGCACAAAAAUUGAUCGUUGGCCAGGCUAACGAAACUUGGGCUGGCUCUGGCCUUGUAUGGUGGGCCUUCAUUGUGAACGCUCACAAGUAACUAGGCUUAAGUAAUCACUAAAGUCGGUAAAGGCUAUAACUGUAAGAGCGAAAUGGAGUCUGGGAAAGGCGAGGUUUCAGGCACUGGUCCUGGAACUCGGACCGCAGAGUCGACAGCGGCCUCAAAACCGACCGCGGACUCGAGUGAGCCCUCCUGCGGUAGAGCCGGAAGCAAAAGGCGGACAAAAACAUCCUUGUUCUUCCCGGACUCCGGUGAGACUCGUUCCGUCACCUCAGGCUCUGUGCGUGUGUUACGAUCAAGGGAAGCUGGAGCUGGUACGACCUGUGAGUCCAGAAAUAUCACAUGCAAGAAAAAAGCGACCAGUUCACGCGACGCACGCAGUCGACCUGCAGGAUCACGCACCAGAAACACACCUGUCAUGCAAAGUGCAAUAAAGAAACCAACAGCCAGUCGGGCAUCCACAAAAACAAUUGGACCAAAGCUUCCCAAAACUAGAAAAGGUGGGGGGAAACCUUCAACCAGGGCCUCACACACAUCAGCAGCAACAUGCAAGCUCGAAGCAGAGUCAGGGGCGUUUUCAUGUGUGACGGACACUGGUUCUGUGAAAGAAAGCGGUGGCAGCAUUGCAGAUCCAGACGUGGCUCUCAAGGAGGACCUUGCAUUAAGAGAUGAUCCAAAUGACCUUGUCAAAACUGAGACAAAGACGAAUAAAUCAAAGCGCCACACAACAUCACAACACAAUGAAUUCAAGAAAGAAGAGUCAGAGAAGGAGGAAGAAGAUUGUGGCAUUAAAAAGGAAGAAACCACCAGGAAUGUAGCUCAGCGUCAAGAUGGAGUCAUUGGCACUGAUCGUGAGCCAGUCAGGAAACGAGGUAAACGAGAUGAUAGAUCCCCUCGGCAGCCAAAACGAAGGAAAAAGCCACCGGUGCAGUACGUCCGCUGUGAAAUAGAGGGCUGCGGUACUGUUUUGGCCCACCCACGCUAUCUACAGCAUCAUAUAAAGUACCAGCACUUGUUAAAAAAGAAGUACGUGUGUGAUCACCCCUCAUGUGGGCGCUUGUUUCGCCUGCAGAAGCAGCUGCUGCGCCACGCUAAACAUCACACAGAUCAGAGGGACUACAUCUGUGAGUAUUGUGCUCGGGCCUUCAAGAGCUCCCAUAAUCUGGCUGUGCACAGGAUGAUCCACACAGGAGAGAAGCCAAUACAGUGUGAAAUCUGCGGCUUCACCUGCCGUCAGAAGGCCUCCUUGAACUGGCACAUGAAGAAGCAUGACGCAGAAGCCUCCUACCAGUUCUCUUGCUCCAUUUGUGGAAAAAAGUUUGAGAAAAAGGACUCUGUUGUUGCCCAUAAAGCCAAGACCCACCCUGAGGUGCUCAUAGCAGAAGCUUUAGCAGCCAACGGAGGAGAAGUAAUAAGCACACCCACCCCAGUCCUCGAGACUCUUCCAGCAGUCAUCCAGCCUGAGCAGCUUUCUGUCAGCCAGGAGAGCUGCUCAGUAAUAAGCACUACCACCCCAGUCCUCGAGACAACUCCACUACUCACUAAGCCUGUGCAGCCGUCUGUUAGCCAGCAGAGCCACAAGGACCAAAAGAGUCAGGAGAGCCAGGAAGUGGCAAGCGGUGGGCUCACUCCACUGCAGCAGGUGGUGCUCCCAGUUGCUCCACAGUCUGAACAGGAUGUAUCUCAAGGACAGUUUCUCCAACUGCCCCGCAUGGUGCAAGUUUCACAUCAGCAGCAGGGCCCAACUUUGAUGCACUUCUCCAGCACCAGCUACCCUCAGCUCAUCCAGCUCUCCACUCUUCCAGUUAGUGCAGUCACAUCCGUGGCUUGUGUGGAACCCCAGAGCACGCUCCUCACCCUGAGCUCCGUCACCACCCUGGCCUCCACAGCAUCUGUGGCUCCCCAGCAGGCCGUGCACUGGGGGAGGGAGGGGGACGCGGAUGCGCAAAUUUGCGGAGAGGGUGAUCUGUGGGAAAGGGUGGUGGUGGCAGGGGGCGGACAGGAUGUAGGGGAAAUGAUGUGGGGGGGUAACGCGGAGAGGAGGAAGGAAAAUGAAGGCACUGUUUGGGAGAGGGAGGGAGAGCGGAUGUCACAGUGUGCAGAUGUAGGUGGAGACAGUUUGAUCUAGAUGUAAAGAUGGCGAAAUGAACUGAAGGGCGACUUUAUGUUAAUGAAGGAAACGCACAUUUUAUUCCAAUAAAACACUGAAACACUUGAAA